Molecule: messenger RNA, 1116 nt
Organism: Engraulis encrasicolus (European anchovy)
Lineage: Eukaryota; Metazoa; Chordata; Actinopteri; Clupeiformes; Engraulidae
Product: tripartite motif-containing protein 16-like
Exons: 7
Molecular function (GO): zinc ion binding
Source: RefSeq, a predicted model, not a curated record
GCUCACAAUGACCUCUUCCCAGACAGUACACACAAAGUGAUUGAAGCUGAUGGUAAACUAGAGGAUCUGCUUUGCUCUCGACAUGGGAAACUGCUGGAUGUCUUCUGUCGCACUGACCAGAAGUGUAUAUGUGUGUUGUGUGUUAUGGAUGAACACAGUGGACAUAAAACAGUUUCGGUUGCAGCAGAGCGAACUGAGAAACAGAAAAAGUUCCAGGAAACCCAAAGGAAAAGUCGACAGACAAUCCAAAGGAAACAAAACCACCUACAGGAGCUGAAGGAUGCUGUGGGGGUAAUCAAGCAAUCUGCUCAGGCAGCGGUGGUGAAGACAGAGGAGAGCUUUGAGGACGUGAUUUGCUCCAUGAAGAGAAUAUGCUCUGAGGUGACAAAGCUGAUCAGAGAUGAGGAGGAGGCUGAUGUGACUCAAGCUGAGGAAUGUAUGGGGACACUGGAGCAGGAGAUUGCAGAAUUGCAGAAAGCAGAUGCUGAGCUGGAACAGCUGUCAAAAACAGACGAUAAUGCAAGCUUUUUGCAGAGUUUUCAGUCUCUGAGCUCCUUGAUGGACCAAGAGAAAUCAUCAGAUCUCAAAGUCUGUUCAGAUGUGUCAUUUUGGAAAGUGAUACAGAGUGUGUCUCAGCUGAAAGACAAACUGGAAGAUGUCCUUAAACAGGGGACAUGUAGUAUCACAGCGACUGAUUCAUGUCAACUCAGUCUAGACCCCACUACAGCACAGGGGGUACAUUACGUAUUUGAAGGAAAUAAGGCCGUUUCCUGGAUGGAGAAUACAAUGUGGAGUCGUGACAAUCCAGAGAGGUUUGACUACAGAUGCCAGGUGCUGUGUAAAGAGAGGGUAUCUGGAAGAUGCUAUUGGGAAGUGGAGUGGAGCACUUCAAAGAGAUCAAGAGCUGGAUCAUCCGAGCCUCCUCCACCUCACCUGAGACUCUGCCCGCUGGCUGGGCUGGGCUGCCUCGCCAUGCACGAGUGGGACUCUGCAGUGGGCCUGUUUGGGCUUACUCCUCGGUGUACUGGUGGUAUUAAAUGGGGGUGUCGCUCAGAAAAUGCACACCCCCUACCUGUGACAAUACCUCUGAGUGCCUGGGACCUGCUGCUUUCCUAA